Trypanosoma conorhini is the source of this 474-nucleotide messenger RNA. Its product is annotated as ran-binding protein 1. Gene Ontology annotation, molecular function: GTPase activator activity. The record is from RefSeq and is a predicted model, not a curated record. Gene Ontology annotation, biological process: intracellular transport. Bases 1 to 474 code for a protein of 157 amino acids. Gene Ontology annotation, cellular component: nuclear pore; cytoplasm. NCBI's taxonomy places the organism in Eukaryota, Euglenozoa, Kinetoplastea, Trypanosomatida, Trypanosomatidae. The transcript has a single exon.
AUGGCGGAGGAUAAAAGCGGCAAUGAGCUGGUGGAAGUUGAGGAGGUGGCGGUGUCCGACGGCGGCGUCGCCCGAUUUGCCCCGGUGGACAUUCAGAGCGGCGAGGAGAAGUACACCAUCGUGUGGCAGGAGUCGGCGAAGCUGCUGCGGUUUGACGAGGGCGAGAACCAGUGGAAGGAGCGCGGGCAGGGCACGGCGAAGAUACUGCAGCGGAAGGACGAAGAAGGCAAGUACAUGUUCGUCUUCCGCCGCGAGGGUAUCGGCAAGCUGGCGGCGCAGCACUAUCUUCUCAAGUCAAUGAAUGUGAAGUUUCACCCCCAGAGCGAAAAGGCGCUGCUGUGGAUGGCGCACAAGGACUACACCGACGAUGAGGAGGGGUUCCCCGAGAAUUUUGUGAUGCGGUUCACCUCCAAGGAGCUCGCUGAAAAGGCCCUGAAGGCUUUCAAGGACGCCAUCGCCGCCUCGGCUGUUUAG